Messenger RNA from Oncorhynchus gorbuscha (pink salmon), 2566 nucleotides. RefSeq names its product Usher syndrome type-1G protein homolog. Lineage: Eukaryota; Metazoa; Chordata; Actinopteri; Salmoniformes; Salmonidae. Gene Ontology annotation, molecular function: protein binding. Gene Ontology annotation, biological process: sensory perception of sound; equilibrioception; sensory perception of light stimulus. The record is from RefSeq and is a predicted model, not a curated record. Bases 94 to 1596 code for a protein of 500 amino acids. The transcript has 7 exons.
AACCUACGACCCAACAGAACACUGAGCGUCUUGUACAAACUUGCCCCCUCGGAGGGAAAGCUCUUAGCACACCUAGAUGCCAAAUAACUGACCAUGAGCCAGGCUAUCAGAGCCGUAGGCACUAUGAACGACAAGUACCACCGGGCAGCCCGGGAUGGCUACCUGGACCUACUCAGAGAGGCCACUCGGAAGCAGCUCAACGCGCCCGAUGAAGACGGAAUGACACCGACGUUAUGGGCUGCGUACCACGGCAACCUUGAUGCGCUCCGACUCGUUGUGGGAAGAGGAGGUGACCCUGACAAGUGUGAUAUUUGGGGCAACACUCCGCUCCAUCUGGCCGCCGCCAACGGCCACCACAGCUGCCUGUCCUUCCUGGUGUCGUUCGGUGCCAAUGUGUGGUGCCUGGACAACGACUACCACACGCCCCUCGACAUGGCCGCCACCAAGAGCCACAUGGACUGUGUCCGAUACCUGGACUCCAUCGCCGCCAAGCAGUCUGUCCUCAACCCCAAGCUGGUGGAGAAGCUGAAAGACAGAGCAUUCCGCGCAACAGAAAGGAGGAUAAAGGACUGUGUGAAGAUGCAGCAGAAACACCACCAGCGGCUGGAGAGAACGUUCCUGAAGGAGAGCGUGAGGUCGGAUAACUCAGACGCCAUGAGUUUCUCUAGUUAUAACAGCAGCAGCACGCUAAGCCGCAAUCUUCCUCAGUUCAACACUGCCAACAUGCCAUACUCACAGGCCACUGUACACUCCACAGCCAAGGGGAGGACCAAGAUUCACAAGAAGCUAGAGAAGAAGAAACAGGUGGACGGCACCUUUAAGAUCUACGAGGAUGGGAGGAAGAGCGUUCGCUCGCUGUCUGGCCUUCAGCUUGGCCAGGACGUCAUGUUCCUAAAGCAGGAAACUUACGCCAACUCUCAGGACCACUCGCGCCUCAACAUCCGGGACAUGGCCGACACCAUCUUCCACCUCUCCCGUGCCAUCAGCAACCCGGUUCUCCACGAGGCCGCCUACUCCGAGAUCAGCACUGACUCGGGCCGUGACUCCCUUUUCACCCGGCCCGGUCUUGGAACCAUGGUGUUCCGACGGAACUACGUCUCCGAUGGCCUCUUCGCCAUUGGAGCCCGGGACGAGGGUUCUGUGGCUGGCUCCGAGCCGGUGGGUCGUGCCCCUAACGUCCGCCUCCAUGGCCGUCUCCCCCGGCGCCAGACCAGCCUGGAUGAUGCAAUAAAGAUAGACAGCAUCAUGAGUGCCCUGAGCCUCCAGGAGAGGAACCUGCAGGAGCUGCCCUGGGAGGAGGCUGACGUGGGCCUGGACGAGGAGCUGCCCUGGGAGGAGGCUGACGUGGGCCUGGACGAGGAGCUGGAGCCUGAGAGUGGACGCCUGGAGACGUUUCUUGCCUCCCAGAGCCUGGGGGAGUUCAUGCCCAUUUUCAGAAGGGAGAAGAUUGACCUCCAAGCUCUGUUGCUCUGCUCAGACCAGGACCUGACCUCCAUACACAUCCCACUGGGACCCAGGAAGAAGCUGCUAAAGGCUUGUAAGAGACGGCUGGACACCCUGGAGGAACCAGAGGGCAUCGAGGACACUGAGCUCUGACGAGAGAUCUGGAUACUUCAUCUAGAAUGACACACAAAGUCCUGUCUGCCUAGCAGCUCUAGUCCAUGGAGAGCUGUGGUCCUACCUAGCAGCCCUAGUCCAUGGAGAGCUGUGGUCCUACCUAGCAGCCCUAGUCCAUGGAGAGCUGUGGUCCUGCCUAGCAGCCCUAGUCCAUGGAGAGCUGUGGUCCUACCUAGCAGCUCUAGUCCAUGGAGAGCUGUGGUCCUACCUAGCAGCCCUAGUCCAUGGAGAGCUGUGGUCCUACCUAGCAGCCCUAGUCCAUGGAGAGCUGUGGUCCUACCUAGCAGCCCUAGUCCAUGGAGAGCUGUGGUCCUACCUAGCAGCUCUAGUCCAUGGAGAGCUGUGGUCCUACCUAGCAGCCCUAGUCCAUGGAGAGCUGUGGUCCUACCUAGCAGCCCUAGUCCAUGGAGAGCUGAGAUGGUGUUAGGAUUAUCCACACAGAGCUGUGGUCCUGCCUAGCAGCCCUAGUCCAUGGAGAGCUGUGGUCCUACCUAGCAGCCCUAGUCCAUGGAGAGCUGUGGUCCUACCUAGCAGCCCUAGUCCAUGGAGAGCUGUGGUCCUACCUAGCAGCCCUAGGUCAUGGAGUCCUGAGAUGGUGUUAGGAUUAUCCACACAGAGCUGUGGUCCUACCUAGCAGCCCUAGUCCAUGGAGAGCUGUGGUCCUACCUAGCAGCCCUAGUCCAUGGAGAGCUGUGGUCCUACCUAGCAGCCCUAGGUCAUGGAGAGCUGUGGUCCUACCUAGCAGCCCUAGGUCAUGGAGAGCUGUGGUCCUACCUAGCAGCCCUAGGUCAUGGAGAGCUGUGGUCCUACCUAGCAGCCCUAGGUCAUGGAGAGCUGUGGUCCUACCUAGCAGCCCUAGGUCAUGGAGAGCUGUGGUCCUACCUAGCAGCUCUAGUCCAUGGAGAGCUGUGGUCCUACCUUGCAGCUCUAGUCCAUGGAGAGCUGUGGU